Molecule: messenger RNA, 1822 nt
Organism: Acomys russatus (golden spiny mouse)
Lineage: Eukaryota; Metazoa; Chordata; Mammalia; Rodentia; Muridae
Gene: Nherf4
Product: NHERF family PDZ scaffold protein 4
Exons: 10
Coding region: 1-1530 (509 amino acids)
Biological process (GO): protein localization to plasma membrane
Cellular component (GO): apical plasma membrane
Molecular function (GO): protein-membrane adaptor activity; signaling receptor binding
Source: RefSeq, a predicted model, not a curated record
AUGGAAGUCCCAGCUCAGAGGGUGGGGGAGGGGAAUGUGUCUCUACUCUUACCCCGCCUUUGUCCAGCAGAUCUUCGAGACACGGCCUUGUUAACUCUGAAGUUUAAGUUUAAUCCACGGCUGGGCAUUGACAACCCCGUUCUCUCCCUGGCUGAAGACCAGGACCAUUCUGAUCCCUGGAACCUUCAAAGGCCUCGCUUCUGUCUGCUGAGCAAAGAGGAGGAGAAGAGUUUUGGGUUCCAUCUGCAGCAGCAACUGGGCAAGACUGACCACGUGGUGUGCAGGGUGGAUCCAGGCACCUCUGCCCAGCGUCAGGGUCUCCGGGAAGGAGACCGGAUCCUAGCAGUAAACAGUAACUUUGUGGCACAUGAGGACUAUGCGGUGGUAGUGCGCCACAUCCGGGCCAGCGGUCCCCGGGUAUUGCUGACAGUCUUGGCACAGCACGUGCACGAUGUGGUGCACACUCAGCAGGGGAGCGAUGGUUUCCUCUGUCCUACCCUAGGCUCAGGGGUCAGGCCCCGUUUGUGCCAUGUAGUAAAAGAUGAAGGUGGCUUUGGCUUCAGCGUCACCCAUGGAGCUCGGGGUCCUUUCUGGCUGGUGCUCACUGCAGGGGGAGCUGCUGAGAGGGCCGGAGUGCCUCCUGGGGCCCGGCUGCUAGAAGUGAAUGGGGUCUGUGUGGAGAAGUUCACUUCCAACCAGCUUAACAGGAAGCUUUGGCAGAGCGGAGAUCAGGUGACUCUGCUGGUGGCAGGGCUGGAUGUAGAGGAACAGUGUCACCAACUGGGAAUGCCUCUUGCUGCACCUCUGGCAGAGGGCUGGGCACUGCCCGCCAAGCCCCGGUGUCUAAACAUAGAGAAAGGGCCUCAAGGCUUUGGGUUCCUGCUCCGGGAGGAGAAGGGCCCAAAUGGCCACCUCGGGCAGUUCUUGUGGGAUGUGGAUCCAGGACUCCCGGCUGACAAGGCUGGGAUGAAGGCUGGAGACCGCCUGGUAGCUGUGGCUGGGGAAAGUGUGGACGGGCUGGGCCAUGAGGAAACGGUGUCGAGGAUCCGAGAACAGGGCUCUUGUGUCUCCCUCGUUGUUGUUGAUCCUGAGGCUGACCGCUUCUUCAGCAUGGUACGCCUGUCGCCCCUCCUCUUCUUGGAGAAUGCAGAGGUUGCUGCCUCUCCUCCGGCAGUUGACGCAGUUGAGCCUUCUGGCCUUGAGGACUCCCGUCAGUGCUUCCUGUACCCUGGGCCUGGAGGUGGCUAUGGAUUCAGACUUUGCUGUGUGGCCAGUGGGCCUUGUCUUUUCAUCUCCCAGGUGACCCCAGGAGGCUCAGCUGCCCGGGCAGGGCUGCAAAUAGGAGAUGCAGUUUUGGAGGUGAACGGCUAUCCUGUGGGUGAGGCCAGUGACCUGGAUAGGCUUCAGCAGCUGCCUGAGGCCGAGCCACCCCUCUGCCUGAAGCUGGCAGCUAGGAAUCCACAGGGUUUAGAAGCCUGGAUUUCCUCAGUGUCUGGAGAGGCCUGGACUCUGGCUUCCGAGUUGCUAUAGGAUACCCCUGCUUGGCAUAGACUUGAAUAGCGCCUCUCCUGCCCUUGCCCUGCACCCUGAGGUGGAGGGAGCCAGGAACGGUCUCACCAAGCUGGAAGUGGGAGCUGCAGGAUUCAGACACCACUGACCACAGGACUGCCAGGGGACUUGCCCUUCUCAUGAGCCCAACCUCCAGCAGAGGGGUGAAGACAGAGACCUCGGGCAGGCUCACUGGGAAGCCUGGGUCUCCACGAGGUGUUAUGUGGAAAAUUUGAGGAGCUUCAUCUGUGCCCCAAAUAUGAAGUUCUACCUA